This is a messenger RNA of Soboliphyme baturini, 1457 nucleotides long. NCBI's taxonomy places the organism in Eukaryota, Metazoa, Nematoda, Enoplea, Dioctophymatida, Soboliphymatidae. The record is from the annotation of a GenBank genome assembly.
AUGUAUCUGUUUAACAUAGGCCAACCGUAUACCUUUUUAUGUCGUUCGCGUGGCGCUGACGAUGAUGGUUCAGCCUAUAAGGCGGCUUUACUUUCGGGUCCUCCUGGCGUCGGUAAAACCACAACUGCAGAACUAUGCUGCAAAGAGCUUAACUUGCCGUACCUGGCACUCAACGCCUCAGAUACUCGAAAUAAAAAGUAUCUACAGUCGAUACUGUCCGGAUCUAUUAACUGUCACACAAUGAUUGAGUACUUUUCGCAAAACCAAAACCGCGGUCCAGUCCCCGGUGCGCUUAAACCGUCGUUUCACGUGCUGAUCAUGGACGAAGUGGACGGUAUGAGCGGCAACGAGGACCGAGCCGGACUGCAGGAAUUGAUCGCGAUGAUUAAACGCACAAGCAUUCCGAUCAUCUGCAUCUGCAACGAUCGUCAAAACAGAAAGAUCCAGUCGUUAGCGAAUCACUGCUUUGAUCUUCGCUUUCACAAGCCCCAAGUUCAGCAGAUUAGGGGUGCGAUGAUGUCUAUUGCUUAUAAGGAACACCUGCGGAUCUCCUCGGCUUCCAUGGAUCUAAUCAUCGAAACCUGCAGACACGACAUACGUCAAGUGUUGUAUGUGCUGAGUGUGAUUGCCGCAAGCCAAAAUGAAAUCAACUUCCACGAUGCGAGGAUGACCGCGCUGCAGGCUCAGAAAGACGUUGCGAUGAGCGUUUUCGAUGUCACGCGUCUCCUUUUCUCGGACAAUGAAGAGACCCGAAACAAAACAAUACUUGAUAAGGCGGAAUGGUUUUUCACCGACUACAGCCUUGUGCCACUGUUCGUUCAGGAGAACUACAUCAACGUUUCGUCAAGCAAGGCACAGUCCGUCAACGAUCAACUGGACAGACUAAGCGUCGCGGCCGACUUAAUAGCCUAUGGUGACGUGUUGGAGAAGCAGAUAAGAACCGGCGGUGACUGGAGCUUACUCAGCGAAGAGGCAAUGCUGGCCGCCGUACUGCCGUGUGAUCACGUCAAGGGACGUUUGCACCGCCAGAUAUUCUUUCCCCAGUGGUUCGGCAAGAACUCAAAGUCCGGCCGCUUGCUUCGUCUGCUCUAUUUGCUGAACAUGCACAUGAGCUUACACGUCUCUUCGAAUCUGAAUAGUCUCAAUCUUGAAUACAUGCCUUUACUUCGAAAGUCGAUAACGAAUGCUCUGAUUACAAAUGGUCCCGAAGGCAUAGAUCAGGCAAUCGAGCUGUGUGAUUCAUAUGACUUGCAGAAAGAUGAUAUCGACUUCAUCAUGGAAAUGGGCCAGUGGCCUCACAGACCGGAUCCUAUGAGCAAAGUUCCAUCGAAAGUAAGUAUAUUCUUCAAAAUCAUUCGCUUGUUGGUUUGCUGCUUCAUUAGUACAAUAGAAUUUCUUGAAUCCAGCGUCCUCUGGAACGUGACUUACCGCAUUUUUGAAAGUAAAAUCAUUUAACC